This is a messenger RNA of Fomitiporia mediterranea MF3/22, 405 nucleotides long. RefSeq lists its product as uncharacterized. The record is from RefSeq and is a predicted model, not a curated record. The transcript has 2 exons. Gene Ontology annotation, molecular function: RNA polymerase II cis-regulatory region sequence-specific DNA binding; DNA-binding transcription factor activity, RNA polymerase II-specific. Lineage: Eukaryota; Fungi; Basidiomycota; Agaricomycetes; Hymenochaetales; Hymenochaetaceae. The coding region runs from base 1 to 405 and encodes 134 amino acids. Gene Ontology annotation, biological process: regulation of transcription by RNA polymerase II. Gene Ontology annotation, cellular component: nucleus.
AUGAGCCAUGACGCACAAGGCCGUCCAACGGUGCAGACUCAGGCGCCGAUUCAGGUCGUACGGCAGAAUGUCACAACUCAUGCAACCGCAGAUGCGAGUCAGCGUCGUCGACGCACUGAAGCGAACUUUGUCUGCCCUGUACCUGGAUGCGGGAGUACGUUUACUCGCCACUUCAACCUCAAGGGUCAUUUGCGGUCCCAUAAUGAAGAGCGGCCGUUCAAAUGUAAAUGGCCCGGAUGUGACAAGGGAUUCGCGCGGCAACACGACUGCAAACGUCAUGAGCAACUUCACUUGAAUAUCAGGCCGUAUACUUGCAACGGUUGUAAACGUACUUUCGCUCGUAUGGAUGCUCUCAACAGGCACUGUAAGCUCUCACUGUCCUACGAAUCGAUAAAGUGUCACUGA